This is a messenger RNA of Drepanopeziza brunnea f. sp. 'multigermtubi' MB_m1, 855 nucleotides long. RefSeq lists its product as uncharacterized. Gene Ontology annotation, molecular function: FFAT motif binding. Gene Ontology annotation, cellular component: endoplasmic reticulum membrane; plasma membrane. NCBI's taxonomy places the organism in Eukaryota, Fungi, Ascomycota, Leotiomycetes, Helotiales, Drepanopezizaceae. The record is from RefSeq and is a predicted model, not a curated record. Gene Ontology annotation, biological process: endoplasmic reticulum membrane organization.
AUGUCUGUCGAGAUUGAUCCCAGCGAGCUGGCCUUCACCCGGCCAUUUACAUCCGAGGUGUCCCAGUCACUGAAGAUCCGCAACCCUAAUCACACGCCUGUUGCGUUUAAGGUCAAGACCACUGCCCCGAAGCAAUACUGUGUGCGCCCCAACUCUGGAAGAAUCGAGCCUGGCAAGGAAGUUGAGGUUACGGUUCUCCUCCAGGCCAUGAAGCAAGAGCCUCCGCUCGAUGUCAAGUGCAGAGACAAGUUCCUGGUCCAGUCCGUGGCAAUCACCGCCGAUAAAGAGUUCAACAACACCAGCGCCAUUCAUGUUGACGAAGCCGAGAGAUCAAGCGUUCAGGAGAAGAAGAUCCGGGUCGUCUACCUUGCCCAGGGAGGCGCUUCAGCUGCUACGCUCACACCCGUGAAGAAUGGCGGCACAUCUCGCAGCUCUAUCAACACCCCCGAGACGGCUCCUCCAGCAUACGGCACGCAACGGUCGCCCUCCCCAGAACAAGCUGCAUUCACGCCUGAACCUCGCCGCUCGGCUGCCGGAACAUCAAAGUACGAUACCAAGACUCCUACCGCCAAGUCCUCUUCUUCGAACCUGGCUUCGUCCGUCCAAGAUGCUGUUGGGAACGCUGCCCCGAUGUCCUACGAAGAUAUGAAAGCCAAGCUGGCAGAAGCUCAAGCUACGAUUGCCAGCUACGCACAAGAAGGGGGUAUUCGAAUGCGCAAGGUAGCCCAAGGAGAGACGAGCAACGCAACCGUCAAUGACGUAGCCCACCAUGUGCAAGGAAAUCAGGGUGUACCUCUCCAGAUCGUUGCUGCGCUAUGCUUAGUUAGCUUCUUGCUGGCCUACGUGUUCUUCUGA